AUGUACAACGUCAUUGCAUGCAUGCAAUAUAUCCGAUCCUAAAAACAACAAGAGACAAUUCUCACAUAAUUAGAAAGAAUAACAUCAUCAGGUGUUAAUCGAGCAUGGGACCUUUAAAUCAGCACAUUAGUGUAACUUUUCUAGUGUCAUUGAUGAUCUUCACUCUUUCAUCAGCAGAUCCCUCAAUUGAAUUUAUGCCCUAUGAUGAUAAUGAUAUAUCAGCAUCCAUACUCAAGCCAAUGGCGCCUCCACCGAAGUCGCCGCAUCCUCCCGCGCCAGCGCCAUCCAAGCCGACGCAUUCAUCGAAACCUCCCGCGCCCGCACCAUCCAAGCCGACUCAUGCACCGAAAGCUCCCGCGCCCGCUCCAUCCAAGCCGACACAUGCAUCGAAAGCUCCCGCACCCGCACCUUCUAAGCCGACGCAUACACCGAAAGCUCCCACCCCCGCACCAUCCAAGUUGACACUUGCAUCAAAAGCCCCUGCACCCGCACCAUCCAAGCCAACACAUGCGCCGAAAGCUCCUGCCCCCGCACCAUCCAAGCUGUCACAUGCAUCAAAAGUUCCCGCGCCCGCUCCAUCCAAGCCAACUCAUGCACCUAAAGCUCCCGCGCCAGCACCAUGCAAGCCGACACAUGCAUCGAAAGCUCCUGCACCCGCACCUUCGAAGCCAAUGCACACACCAAAAGCUCCCGCGCCCGCACCUUCUAAGCUGACGCACGCACCAAGAGCUCCCGCGCCCGCACCGUCCAAGCCGACUCAUGCAUUGAAAGCUCCCACGCCCGCACCAUCUAAGCCAACACAUGCAUCAAAAGCACCCGCGCCUGCACCAUCCAAGUCGGCACAUGCAUCGAAAACUCCCGCGCCUGCACCAUCCAAACCCACACAUGCGUCGAAAGCUCCGGCGCCUUCACCAUCCAAGCCAACUCAUACAAUGAAAUUGGCUCCACAUCGACCAGCACCCUCACCAAGGGCACCAUUGCAUACACCCCCACCAGCACCAAAGCUCCCACCGCCAACACCAAAGCUUGGACGAAGACUUGCAUAAUUGCCACCACAUCCAUCAACCAAGUCAGCACCUAACCACAUCCAUCACCCAAGCUAGAUCAUAUAUGAGCUUAUCUAAUAUUGAAUGUGUCCCUACGUCUAAAUAAAUUAAGAUUGAAAUAAUGCAAACUCAAUGUGAGUUGCUUGUGGUGUUAUUAUUUACCUCGAUCGCCAUGGUGGCGGGGUUGUGUACUUGUAUUACAGGAAAUUCUUGAAUCAUACUUGGUUGUAAACUUUCAAGUUCUCUCAUCUCUUGUUUAAUCAUUUAUUCUUUUAUCGGGACUAAAUAAGUCAUAUUUUUGGAAAUAAGAUAUACCUAGUCUU
Messenger RNA from Cuscuta epithymum, 1369 nucleotides. NCBI's taxonomy places the organism in Eukaryota, Viridiplantae, Streptophyta, Magnoliopsida, Solanales, Convolvulaceae. The record is from the annotation of a GenBank genome assembly.